Meleagris gallopavo (turkey) is the source of this 3584-nucleotide messenger RNA. Lineage: Eukaryota; Metazoa; Chordata; Aves; Galliformes; Phasianidae. The record is from RefSeq and is a predicted model, not a curated record.
CAAGGAGCCUCUCUCACAGCCACGUCUUUUGCAGGGCCGCAGAUUGUAGUGAGCGUCUACGGACCUGAUUUCUUUGGAAAUGAUGUGGUCAGAGGUUAUGGAGCCGUUCACGUUCCCUUCACGCCGGGAAGGCAUAAAAGAACCAUUGCUAUGUUUGUUCCAGAGUCCACAUCCAAGCUGCAGAAGUUUACAAGUUGGUUCACAGGGAGGCGUCCAGAAUUUACUGAUCCAAAAGUGGUAGCACGGGGAGAAGGAAGAGAAGUAACAAGGGUACGAUCUCAAGGCUUUGUCACCAUUUCCUUCAACGUCGUGACUAAAGAUAUGAAGAAGCUGGGCUAUGAUGUGAGCCCAAGCGACAUGCAGAACCCCUCUCUGGUGCCUGCUACAGAAAAGAUUCAUAAGUAUUGAACUCAGAAGUGAGACGGUCAGAGGUACACACAGAAGUUAAGCACUGGGAAUUGUUGUUUUGUUUUUUUUUUUUUCCUUCAAAUGGAAAAUGAGCACCUGACUCAAUUGAGAACAUUUUACCUGACCUUCAUUUUAAAAACAAAACACUAACCCAUAAGGCUUUGGAGUAAUUACUUAGAAUAUUAUUAUUUCAGAAGGAUACAGGGUGAGAAAAUAUAUAAAUUAAUGCUGUCAGAUCUGUUUAGCAUUGUAUGGGAACUGUUGAUCAGGCCUGAACCUCUGAUUGACCACUUGAGGCAAGCAAUGAGUCAGCUGUGGGAGCACAGGUGAAGGCAAUUCUCCUGUGCUACCAGAAGGGGUGGAGCCUGGCUCCACCUCUCCUAGAUCCCAUUUAAGUGCUGACUGCCACUGAGGAAGGAUCCUUCUGGAGAUUGCUCUUCUUGGAGUUUAUUGUGAGCCUACAACACUGGUGAGCAUUUUUCAUUUAUUAUUUUUUCCACUGCAAUAAUUCUACUUAGCCUAACCUCUGUCCACCUAUUGAUUGUACAAGCUUUUUUAUGCGUAAUACUGGACUGUCUCAAAAGAAGACCUGCCAAGUAUUUUUGUAACAGCCUUUUAUACAGUCUUUUUAUAUUUCAUGAAUAGGAAGGUUUGUGAUUGUACUAAUUUUCCUUUGUUGAAAACAUCAGUGCAAUCCCAGUUGUUUUUACUAAUAAUUUUGUAGUACAAGUGGGAAGUUACUGAAAUUAUUACACCUUCCAAAAAAGAAGGCAGUAUGGAAGUGUUCUAGUGGGACACACGCUUUUCUCUGUGCCACACGUUCUGUCUGCAAAAGCCACAGCAGGUAUCUUUAUAAUCCCACUUAGUACUUAGUUGGUGCAACUAAAUAAAAUAAAAUAGAAACCAACCCUUCCACAUUUUUAGUGGAGCAACCUGAGUUUUUGUAUUUAAGAACAAGAUGAUGAUUCUUUCAUUGCCAGACUGUAUUUCUGCAUCAAGCUGCAGGAGGGAAAAAAAAAAAAAGACAGUUUGUUUUACAAGUGUUAGAGAGAUCAUGGUGUUAAAUAUAUGCCUGCUGCGUGCUCUUAACCUCUGACAGAACAAAGAGAAUUUCAUGUGCAGCUACUGACUAAAAUGAUAAACCUUAGAGAAGGAUUUGAAAUUACAGUCUCAGCCAACCAAUCAUGUGUGCUGUAUUUAGCUCCAAGUCACACUGGUUACCAGAGGCACUGUGCUGCACAGGACAGUCAGGAGUAGCAGAAAAGACCACAUUUGCUUAAGAUGGUCCCUCCAGGCCAGCAGAUCUUGGUGUUUCACACUAGUUAAGGUUCUAAGCUGCAACUUUUUUAAUAGUCUUCUGCCAACAUAAUCAUUCAGAUCACACACAGUUGUGACAGUAUGGAUUCAAAGAAGAGAGAAUAGAGUGUGAGGAAGGCGUUUGCUUAGGUAAUUAAUGUUCAUGUUUGCUGUAACUAGGUUUUCUCACUGCAUAACCCAAAUGAAUGACCCAAACCAUGUUAUUUGUUAUUGGUGUGUAGCAGAAAUGUUAAGUCAGGGCCCGAAGCAGUGAUUGAGCACCUGGUGGAAAGGCAGGGCCAACCCAGGGGAGCUCAGGUGUGUGCAAUGCAUCUGAGUGGCUGGAAGGGGUGGAGCCAGGAUCCACCUCUUCCCACACCACAUUUAAGGGUUGGCAGUGGAAGCAAAGCUAUCUUGCUGGAGAUUGCUGCCUACCUUCCGAAGGUAAGCAGCUUUUUUUUCCAUUGUUUCUGCAUCCUAUUCUGCUGCAUUUGGGUUUGUUCUCACUUGCUGCAGCCUAAGACUUUGCCAUUCAGCUGUUACUGCUGUACUUUCCAUCACAUUAUAGCAUUACAGUGUGUGACAGAAGCUCUGAAGCUAUUCUCAAAUGCCUUCAGUGUGAGGACACAAAGCUGCUCCUUAGUCUGAACAGCUUCUUUUCUCACAUCUUACUACAGCCUUUCACUGAAUCCUCCUAUAAGCUACUGUUAAUGCUCUUCCUGUGGGCUGAACAAACCCCUGUGUCUAAAUGUUUUUGUUUCUGUCUUUCAGCUGCCUAGGGUUUGUUUUUGUUUGUGCCAGCAUGGAUGUUUCUAAGUCCUGAAUCAUCCAAGGUAUCAAUUGUACCUAUAAGAACAGCAUAAAAGUAUAUGCUGUGGUAAAAUGACUAAUUGCUUAGUCAUCUUCAUAUUUACAUGUGGACAUGUAACCUCAUGUGUUUUGAAUGCGUGUAUCGGGAGGUGACUGUGAGAAGGGCUUACAGUGAUACCAGUAAGUGAACUACCAAGACCUUGAAACUGUAGGAAUAAAGAUGCUCAGUGUUGAGCUGCAGAGCCUCCAGAACAAAUACCAAGAAAAGCAGCCAGUUAGAUGUGGUUAUUUCACUCUGUGCAGUGUCACCAAAUAAAUAUAACUUCUAAAAUGAUAACAGGAGCACUGGGAUUUUAUUGUGAGCAUUUGCAUCUUUUGUAAUACUGAGAAAUACUUCUCCAAAUGGGAUUGCAGAUCUUUUUCAUCUCUGUGCUUUUAUCCUGGCAUGUUUUUGUUGGUGGAUCCCUUUACUAGAAGUGUAAAACCAGUUGUUUUGGCAACUGUUGUAAUCUCUCAGCUGAGUCACAAUGGAAUCAAUAUUAGUAAGUAUUUCCUGCUGGCUCAGAAGAGAUGUGAGGAAUUUUCUUUCCUUUUCAAAAGUAUUUUGGAAGCAGUUAUUGACAGUAGCAGGAUAAAUAGCUGUGUGUGAAAGACCUGGAACACACAGACAUCACCAGCUACCACUGCUCAAAUAUCUUUUCCCUUGAGUACAAUUACCUGCCCCCAUUCUAAUCGGAGCACAACUGCACAACAGAGAUUCUACUCAUGAAAAAAUACAGUUGAAAGCAGAUGAAGUCGAAACUCCAUGCCCAGAGGGCUGCAGUGAAUUUACCUGCAUACAGCUUCACACUGUGCUACCAUCUGAAGUGAUACCUGGUUGAAAGGUCUUAAAAUAUGUUUAGUGCAUGGAGGCUUUGCUGUAGGAACUCUUCAGACUGAUGCAGUCUGCUCCUUAUGCAGUGGCACAUGUGGGGAUGAUGUUUUCAAUAACAGCUUCCUGAGUUCAAUGCCAUCUAUUUCUUCAAAAAGAUGACUGUUGAUCUAUCUAAUAAACAUGUUCUUGUCCCAGA